AUGUCCAUUACUGCUAAACUCAGUACGGUAAAUCUUAAUACUGACAAGGAAGCCAAACAGGCUGCCAUCAAUGACAAAAAAAUUAGAUAUGGUGGAGAUGUUGUGCAUUUUUCACCGGGGACCGACAUUGUUCGAGAAGAUGGGGUUCUAACUGUUUCCAAACAGGCUCAAGCUGAGUCUAAAUAUCCUCAAUGGCUGCCAACCUGGGACCCCAAGCUACGUUUCGAUGACGAGCCUCGUUUCAGCCACGUUGAUCGUGGUUUCUUUGCCGAUCCCGAGCUGAAACGAUUGUUUCCUCAAGGCGGAGACCAUAAGCUCAAGAAUCUCACCCCUAAACUGGGAACUGAGGUUGAGGGAGUCCAACUGUCUCAAUUGACCCCAGAGCAGAAGGACGAUUUGGCGCUUUUCGUCGCCCAGAGAGGUGUGGUUGUCUUUAGAGACCAAGAUCUGCGAGACAGACCCUUGGAAGAGAUUAAAAAGUUUGGCCAAUACUUUGGUCCUCUUCAUAUCCACCAGACAUCAGGCGCUCCGGACGGAUUCCCGGAAUUUCACAUUGUGUACAAAAGACCAGGCGCCUCAAAAGCAUUGGAGAACAAGAUCAGUGUGCCUGCAUGGCACUCUGACACCACGUACGAGCUACAGCCACCGGGAACAACUUUUUCGGUGUUAUCGAAGGUCCAGAAGCAGGUGGAGACACACUGUUUGCUAAUGCAAUUGAAGCUUACGAGCGCGGCUUUAUCCCAGGGAUCUAUCCAGAGAAAGAAUUUCACUCCUGAGACAGUUCAUCCUCUAGUCAGAUACCAUCCUGUUUUGGGUAAAAGAUCUAUUUACGCUAAUAAGGUUUUUGGUACAAGAAUUAUUGGCCUUAAACAGGAGGAAAGUGAUCUGAUUCUUGACUUCAUUCAAUUCUUCAUUGCUGCUGCUCUGGAUUUGCAGGUACGUGCAAACUAUAAGCCAGGCACUGUUGUUGCCUGGGAUAACAGAACUGUUUACCACUCCCCUGUUUUCGACUUUGAUUACGAUGCACCAGUAAGACACUGUUUCCGUAUUACGCCAAUUGCGGAGAGACCUGUAGGAUCGAAGGAGGAGUAUGAAUCCUGGUCGCCCAAUGGGGAGGAAAAAACAGUGGAAGAAUGGGAAGAGCUGUACGCAGGCGGAGUCCCAGACUUGAAAACUGUUUUGUCUAGUUGA
This is a messenger RNA of Komagataella phaffii GS115, 1191 nucleotides long. Its product is annotated as Fe(II)-dependent sulfonate/alpha-ketoglutarate dioxygenase, involved in sulfonate catabolism for use. Lineage: Eukaryota; Fungi; Ascomycota; Pichiomycetes; Pichiales; Pichiaceae. Gene Ontology annotation, biological process: sulfur compound catabolic process. Gene Ontology annotation, cellular component: cytoplasm. The record is from RefSeq and is a predicted model, not a curated record. Bases 1 to 1191 code for a protein of 396 amino acids. Gene Ontology annotation, molecular function: sulfonate dioxygenase activity. The transcript has 2 exons.